CAAUCAUUAUUUGCCAAGUGAUACAUGGCUUUUGAAUAAUGUGGCAUGUUUUUUUUUUUUUUUUUUUUUUUAUAAUCCAAGUAUCCGUACCUCUCACUUAGUCCGAUUAUCCCACCGCGUCCAACCGGAACUGGCGAGGAAGAUCCUGGAGAUCAAACGGAAACCAUGUUAAAUCCGCUGUGACCGGGACUCGAACUCGUGAUGGCGGGCACCUCAGCCGAGGUUCCUUUACCACUAGACCACUAGGCCCGGUUAACGUGGCAUGUUUUACUAGAUGAUCUUAUAUAUUGAGUACCUUGUAUAUACUAAUAUAGGAGAAGUGUAGUUAUUAUUCUUUGAUACCUCAAGGAUGUCCACUGUGUUGGAGCCGGAUUUUACCCCGGUCCAGACCUGGUUUGAGAUCUGAAUACUGAAAAGUCCAAAAUCCAGCACUAUCAAGAUCCAAGAAUGAAACAUAGGUUCGCGAAGAUCAAAAUCCACCCCGAGCUCAAGGAGUCUAACCCACUCGGCAAGUCAACACAUAACGUAAAUGAAUCAAAUAAAUUAAAGAGUAUUAUAAAAGUACUUCUCAUAUAGCUAAACUAUACUCUGUUGAUAUUUAUACUCCAUUAUUGUCAAGCACCCUAUGUACUGUUAUCAAAUCAUCAAUAAACCAUAUAUUUUCCAUGAUUGAUUUUAAUCUAGUAGAGAAGAGCCUAAAGAGACACCCAAGAAUCAAAAUAACGACAAAAAGUGUGAUAUCCAAAUCCAUGUACAAUCUUCAGCUUCGUCCAAAUCUUCUAAAUUUAUCGAUGCGGUUCUUUGUAAUUGAAGUAAAAUAAGUAUUGAAUCAUUACACCAAAAAAAACCCUGCAGCUUCGGGAGAAACUAUCGGGAGGGAACUUCAGGAGGCUCAAUGAGAAACUCUACACUUGCUCGUAUGUUACUAAAUUCAAAUGUCGUUCCGACAACUUUCCUUCAGUUUGACAGAGUUUCAACAAUAUUGUUUAUUUAUGUUUUCAGUGGACAAGAAGCUUUAAACUAGUUUAAGGAAGAUCCAAGCUUGUUUGAUAUGGUAAACACACAUUACAAGAAUGUCAUAUUAAUCAACAACAAGUAAUUGUUUAUUUUUGGUUUCGUUUGAGGGAUAAAGAAAAAAGUUAAGCUUCAACAAAAUGAAAAUUCUCGCCGUUGCCUGUGAUCGAACCCGAGUCACCCGCGUGACAUGCGGGUAGUUUUUGUUUUUAAAAGUUAGACCGGGCUAAACCAAUCUUAUUACAUAUAAAAUUGAGAUGGCAAUUCGAAUUCGUUUCCGAAACACACAACAGAGAAGCUUCAAACACAAAGCUUCUUCCGUCGUUAAACUUCAUCAAUUUGAAUCCUAAGCUCUCGUCAUCAAAACCAACACCUUUGAUUCUUACAUUCCCUCACAUUCGUUUGUGUUAUGAAACUUCAUCGCGUCUGCUCAAGAAGAACACUUGCUGCCUCUUUACAACACCUCCGCUUCCUCCAAACACCUCGUAUCGAUGCUCGCAUCAUCAAAACCGGUUUCAACACAGACACCUGUCGUUCCAAUUUCAUCCUCGAGGACUUUCUCCGUGGAGGUCAAGUUUCCUCUGCACGCAAGGUGUUCGACGAAAUGCCUCACAAGAACACCGUCUCCACAAACACCAUGAUCUCCGGCUACGUCAAGUCCGGUGACGUUUCCUCCGCUAGAGAUCUCUUUGACGCCAUGGUGGAUCGAACCGUGGUCACUUGGACUAUCUUGAUGGGGCUGUACGCUAGGAACAACCGUUUCGACGAAGCCUUCGAGCUUUUCAGACAGAUGUGCAGGUCUUGUACCUUGCCUGAUCAUGUCACCUUUACUACUCUUUUACCAGGGUGCGACGACGCGGUUGCUGUGGCGCAAGUUCAUGCCUUUGCGGUCAAGUUAGGGUUUGAUAGGAACCCUUUUCUCACUGUUUGCAAUGUCUUUGUUAAGUCUUAUUGCGAGAUAGGGAGGCGUGAUUUGGCACGUGUGGUGUUUGAGCAGAUUAGAGAGAAGGACUCUGUCACGUUCAACACGCUUAUUACAGGGUACGAGAAGGAUGGUUUGUACGUUGAGGCGGUUCGUCUCUUUGUCGAAAUGCAGCAGUUGGGUCACAAGCCUUCGGAUUUUACGUUUUCUGGUGUUCUCAAGGCCGUUGUCGGGCUUCAUGAUUAUGUUCUUGGUCAGCAACUCCAUGGUUUAGCGGUUUCUACUGGAUUCUCCGGGGAUGUGGCUGUUGGGAAUCAGAUUCUUGAUUUCUACUCGAAGCAUGAUUGUGUUGUAGAGACUAGGAAGCUUUUCAACGAGAUGCCUGAGUUGGAUUUUGUUUCUUACAAUGUGGUCAUCUCAGGGUAUUCGCAGGCUGAGCAAUACGAGGAAUCCUUGGGACUGUUCAGAGAGAUGCAGUCCAUGGGGUUUGAUCGGAGAAGCUUCCCUUUCGCGACGGUGCUGAGUAUUGCAGCUAACUUGUCUUUGUUGCAGAUGGGUCGACAAGUGCACUGCCAGGCCAUCGUCGUGACUGCUGAUUCGAUCCCGCAUGUUGGAAACUCUUUAGUGGAUAUGUACGCGAAGUGUGAGAUGUUUGAGGAAGCUGAGUUGAUAUUCGAGAGUCUAUCACAACAGAGCACUGUUUCAUGGACUGCGUUGAUCUCAGGUUAUGUUCAGAAAGGGCUUCAUGGAGAUGGUCUUAAACUGUUCACCAAGAUGCGAGGAGCGAAUCUACGAGCAGACCAGUCCACUUUCGCUACUGUACUGAGAGCUUCGGCUGGUUUCGCUUCUUUGUCGCUGGGGAGACAACUCCACGGGUUCAUAGUAAGGUCAGGGAACUCAGAGAACGUCUUCUCCGGUUCUGGACUUGUUGAUAUGUACGCCAAGUGUGGUUCUAUCAAACACGCGGUACAAGUGUUCCAAGAGAUGCCUGACAGGAAUGGAGUUUCUUGGAAUGCUUUGAUCUCAGCUUACGCUGACAACGGAGACGGAGAAGCAGCGAUUGAUGCGUUUGAGAGAAUGAUUCACUCAGGUCUCCAGCCAGAUUCAGUCAGCGUCUUGAGCGUCUUGACUGCAUGUAGUCACUCUGGAUUCGUUGAACAAGGAACCGAAUAUUUCGAGGCAAUGUCUCGGGUCUACGGGAUCACUCCAGGAAGGAAACACUACGCCUGCAUGCUGGAUCUGCUGUGCAGGAACGGGAGAUUUGAAGAAGCAGAGAAGCUGAUGGAGGAAAUGCCCUUUGAGCCAGAUGAGAUAAUGUGGUCAUCAGUGCUGAACGCAUGCCGGAUUCACAAGAACCAAAGCCUUGCUGAGAGAGCAGCAGAGAAGCUCUUUAGCAUGGAGAAGCUCAGGGACGCUGCUGCUUACGUAAGCCUGUCAAACAUCUAUGCAACAGCAGGGGAAUGGGAAAACGUUAGUCUUGUCAAGAAAGCGAUGCGUGAACGCGGCAUCAAGAAAGUUACUGCGUCUAGCUGGGUUGAAGUAAACCACAAGAUGCACGACUUCUCGUCGAAUGACCAGAGACACCCGAGGGGAGAUGAGAUUGUGAGAAAGAUCAAUGAACUGACAGCCGAGAUUGAAAGACUAGGGUACAAGCCUGACACGAGUUGUGUAGGACAAGACGUAGAUGAGCAGAUGAAGAUCGAGUCGCUUAAGUUCCACAGUGAGCGUUUAGCGGUUGCGUUUGCUCUUAUCAGUACACCAGAAGGGUCUCCGAUCCUUGUGAUGAAGAACUUGAGAGCAUGCAGGGAUUGCCACGCUGCGAUAAAACUGAUAUCGAAGGUUGUAAAGAGGGAGAUAACUGUAAGGGACUCAAGAAGAUUCCAUCACUUUAGAGAUGGGCUCUGUUCUUGUGGGGAUUACUGGUGAAACCUCAAGUUUUUGACUCAGAGAACAAAUUUCGGUUCAGUUCCGGUUUAAGUGAAGUAGUUACGCUUCUAUGCUUUUGCUGAACCGUAGACGAGCGAGCGAGCGAGCAAUUGGAUCCAGAGAGAGGAGGAAGAAUGAAGAAGGCGGAGAAUCUGCUUGGCUCACCUACUUUCGUGGAUCUAGGAAACGGACGGCUCAGAUGCGUGGAGACUGGUCACGAAGUUGUAGCUGGAGACGAAGAAGCAUACGCUCGUAACAAACGGUGUCGUCUGGGACUCAUCGAUCACGCUCUAUCUCAUGGGAAAUCUCCUCUCAACAUGUUCUCGCAGUGCCUAAUUUCUCGUUCGAAGCUCGUGUGCAAGCUUACUGGGGAUACUGUGAACAAGAACGAGCAACAUAUCUGGAAACAC
Brassica rapa (field mustard) is the source of this 4272-nucleotide messenger RNA. RefSeq names its product putative pentatricopeptide repeat-containing protein At2g01510. Gene Ontology annotation, molecular function: RNA binding; zinc ion binding; protein binding. The record is from RefSeq and is a predicted model, not a curated record. Gene Ontology annotation, biological process: RNA modification. NCBI's taxonomy places the organism in Eukaryota, Viridiplantae, Streptophyta, Magnoliopsida, Brassicales, Brassicaceae.